This is a messenger RNA of Aspergillus alliaceus, 2715 nucleotides long. RefSeq lists its product as uncharacterized. The transcript is spliced from 10 exons. Gene Ontology annotation, cellular component: nucleus. Gene Ontology annotation, biological process: positive regulation of transcription by RNA polymerase II. Gene Ontology annotation, molecular function: zinc ion binding; transcription cis-regulatory region binding; DNA-binding transcription factor activity, RNA polymerase II-specific. The record is from RefSeq and is a predicted model, not a curated record. Bases 650 to 2713 code for a protein of 687 amino acids. Lineage: Eukaryota; Fungi; Ascomycota; Eurotiomycetes; Eurotiales; Aspergillaceae.
GGAAAAUCGCUUUUCUUUACUUGAUUCGGUCAGUCGACUUGAUCUAGACUAUACAUACUAUACAUACUAUACUAAGCUAUAUAUUAUUUCAGUUUCAAUUGGCACUGUGGGUCACCUGAGUUUGGCACUCAAGCAUCGCAUUUGCCGUGAUCAUUUAUUACAAUCCCAUCUCCACAUGGUUGGCAUGUCCUGUUGGCACUAAUUCUAGGAGUGCCCAAGCUACCCGCUGUCAUCCAAUCCUUCAUGGGCAAACAAACAAUGGCCUGUCUAGAUGGAACGACCUUCCGAUUUGCCUCCCAAUAGCUGUAAAGUACUUGAAGACCGCCACCACCACAAGGCUGGCUGAUGGAGGAGUCCUGUCUCUUGUAUCCUAGAGCCUGUACUAUAAUUAUUGUCUUCUGUUCCCCUUCCUUCUGCUACUAGUGAUCGGGUGUCAAAAAUGUAGGUACCAUCCAUUUUUCUAGCUUCGAUCUACUCGGCGUUCUACUCCCGGCUCCAUUCUCAUUAUAUCACAUUGUCGCUAUCGCCCCUCAAUUCCUUCAAGCUCGCCUUGAACUGAGCUUUUUCGAUAGCUGAACGGCGGUUUCCACCGGUGGCAUCCGUCACAAUAUACCAAGUUUAAGCCCCAAAAGUUUUUCAAUUUGCCAUAAUGACUGCCAUAAACUUAGUCCGGUCGAACAAACGGGGCAGUGCAUCGAGGAAACGCCCUUUGUGGCUGCCCAUUAUCGCCCCUAAAGAUACAGCAUCGGGUUCUAGCUUCAAUCCCCCGAUACCUGUAAAGACUUCAACUCCACGGUCUCACGCACGGUUUCCCCCAAGGUCUCGAACUGGCUGCUGGACAUGUAGAGGCCGCAAAGUCAAGUGUGACGAGAGGCAUCCUCGGUGUAAUCAAUGUACUCGUCUCGGUCAUGAUUGUGACUACCGACCCCGUUUAUCGUUUAGAGACGACACGCGCCGGGUUAUCGAGCGAAUGUCAGACGUGGAGACAGGAGGCAAUGUUGUUUGGGACCCUCAUAUGCUUAGCGCUUUGAAAGCUCCUUCUGCAGACUUAGGAAUACCUGAUCUGCUGCCGUCUUUUGCUGCACUCACGUCUGAUGAGGAACGAGAAAGAAAAGCCCGAUAUUCCAUCCCAGGCACCUACACCGUUAUGAUGAUACCGGAGAGCUUCCAUCUCCCCGAACUUGCCAAAGAAAGUCUCGAGGAACCAUGCAGGAAUAUAACUUCAAAUUCUUUGCUAGAGAGUGGUCAAAGUAGCCACUCGGAAGUGUACGAUCCAAACGUGAUUAUUCUCAAAACAUUUCCUGACACUAAGAAAUAUCUAUGUUCACACCGCAGGGGAUCCACUCAAACGCUGGAUUCUGAAUCACAAGGCUCACCAUCUAUAAUUUCAGUAUCUUUGGUUGUUCCGAAUGCUACUGAUGGUAAUAAUGCACAUGGACAUACUAAGCUGACAGGCUACGAAACUGCAUUACUCGAUCAUUUCCGUAACGUAGUCUGGCCAAAACUGGCCCCUCCGAUGAUCUGGGUGUUUGAUCACUCAAACGGCCACAUACUGAGUGCUGAUGUUUUUGAGCAAGAAGCUAAUACUUUCCCUUCUCUUUCCCAGACGAUGAUGGCCCUAUCUGCCCUUAGCCUAGCUCGUCAAGGUAGCGAUCUAAAUAUGGUCGCAAUGAAUCGCACCCAUCAGGAUUACCCGCUCUCACAAAAUGUCCUCCAUCGCAGCGAGGAUCUCUUAUCCGAUGGAGUUUUUCUUACCCAAUUUCUGCUACUUGUCUAUGAGAUCAUGGCAGCCAAACUAAAUGAGCCAGUUCUCUGGUCUCACCAUAUAUCUCGACUGCUCGAGAUAACUCUCCUGAGGCAAUCAGCCAUUGGGGUUGAGCGAUAUCCGUUCCUCAUCUGGUGGGUUUGCAAUAUCGAUAUGUAUGCCCUUUUCAGCGGCGCAGGAACAGGAGAAUAUGUCAGAACAGUCAUAGAAAGCGAUCUGCUCCCCGGACCCGAGUCUAUCCUGUCCUCUAUAGCCUCUAGUGGCCCUGGUGCGAUAGAUUCGCUUGAGCUCAAUAUUUUUACCUUUAUGCUUCGCCUGUAUAAAGACGUUUUCUCGCUAGCUGUCCGGUUGGCACUCAAGAUUUCGGAGAUGAAGAAUCUAAGUUCAACGUACACACAAACGCCUACCGGUCUACAGCAACAAGCUGCCGAGUUAUAUGGGGAGCUCAAGCGACUCUGGGAAUCUCCUGAUGUUCUCUUCUGGAAUGAGAACCGAAGCAGGCUCUCAAAGAAACUGCAAAACAUUCUAGAGCAGGCCCAUUUACUCUUCCAUACCUCACUUCUCUUCUACUUCACUAGCAUGUGGCCUAGACAGAAUAUUGGCCUAGAGGUUUUCCCCGAGAGAAAAGUGCACCAUCAUGCAACAAUGGUUUUGCAACACGCAGAAUCCAUGAUUUGUAAAAGCCAAGGAAACCAUUUCAUGACAUUCCCCUUGUUCUUGGCGGGAGCUGCGGCGGGUUCGAGUGACCUCAAGGUAAAGGCAUGGGAACUACUUUCAAACCUGGAAGAAAGUGAGAUAGGAUACAAUGUAUCUACGACAUGUUAUAUACUCCAGCUCGUGUAUGAGCGCCAAAUGCAGCAAUCCAGAAACGGUGGCGCGUCAUUCCUGGAGGUUGACUGGGUUGAACUCUUAGCUGAACGUGGUUAUCGGUUAGUCAGUUUCCUGUGAGA